AUGGGUGGCACAGCUCCAUGGGGCCGAGUGGUUCUAUGUGGGCGUGUCGCGGCGGAUGAGGCAGGGAACGAAGUGGUGAAUGCGGGCGACUGUUUGUAUGCGCCGCAUAUUUUGCGGUCCGUGUGUCAUGUCCGGACACGUGCCGUGGUGUCCUCAUGCACAUCUGAUCAUGCGGUCAUCCUUUCGGUGCAUGGCGAUGCAUACUUGUAUGGACGAAACGCAGAGGCGCAAUGCGGUGUGCCAGUGACGUCUACAAGUGAUGCGGCGUCCUUAUGGCUCUAUGACGCUAGGCGCUUGGACAAAGAGCAUGACUUUGUGCCGCCGAUAGCGCCAGGCGUGUCGAUCCAUACAGGCGCAACAGGCGCGAUGCAUACGCUUCUAGUCACAACGCAGGGCGAGCUGUAUGCAGCAGGGAGCAACGAGUUUGGGCAGUGUGGACUCGGUACCCUAGCGACGUGCGUCCCGUUCCAACUUGUUCCGAUGACGGAGCGUGUGGUGGAUGUGGCAUGUGGACGUGCAGCAAGUGUGGUAGUGACCGAGUCCGGAGCCGUCUAUACCAUGGGCUCAAGUGAGGAUGGCAUGCUUGGCACAUGUGCCGCCUCGUGGCAUCAUACAGGACCUAGUGACGUCACGUACGAUCUUGCUCGACAUCCCGUGCGGAUUCCGAACUUGGGCGGCAUUGUGCGUGUAACAUGCGGCGAGCGGCAUGUAGCUGCGCUUGAUCGCGACGGGUAUAUGUAUGUAUGGGGCCAUGCGAGCCUGGCGCGCCUAGGAUGCGGCACGCAAAUUGAUCAGCCAUUCCCUGUGCGCAUUCCGCAGUUUGUGCGGAAGAACAAACAAGAUCGGAUCCGGGAUGUCGUCGCAGGAACUACGUGCACCAUGUGCGUGGACAACCAAGAGCGAUUAUGGAUAGCAGGCACAUGGCGCCUAAAAGACGAUGGCGGACCGGAUCAAUCGUUCCUCAUCUACAAACCGCUCGCUGAGCUGGCCGACUAUGACGUGCACGAGAUGGCGGCAGGCGCAGACACGAUGCAAUGUCUUGUGAAACCGACGGAUGAGCAUGGGAAUACACACAUGCAAGCGUGGGGCUGGGGAGAAGGGGCAUGGCAUGCUGAACUGGGCAGCAGCGGGGGGACCACAGCGCCUGUGCCUACGAUGCUACACAUACUGGAGCCGCUGAAGGUGGUGGCUGUGGCUAGUGGUCGGCACACAUCCUAUUGGCUUGUCCAGCCUGACUCUGUGUAUGCAGAGCUGCCUCGAUACCCGGCGACGAUCGAGUCAUCGAGCGUGUGUAUGGUGUGUCGUCGCAGUGGCGAUGACGACGAUGCGACGCUGCUUGAAUGUGAUCGUUGCGAGAAUCCAUACCAUCUGUCGUGUUUGACGCCACCGUUAGCAGCUGUGCCGGAAGGUGAAUGGCUGUGCGUAGAGUGCAGAAAAGACAGUGGACAUAACGACGACGGGAACGACCAUGAGGGUGCCAAUCAUCCAAUCAUGGACCAGCAACACGAACGAUGA
Molecule: messenger RNA, 1515 nt
Organism: Malassezia globosa CBS 7966
Lineage: Eukaryota; Fungi; Basidiomycota; Malasseziomycetes; Malasseziales; Malasseziaceae
Exons: 3
Coding region: 1-1515 (504 amino acids)
Biological process (GO): negative regulation of GTPase activity
Cellular component (GO): membrane
Molecular function (GO): small GTPase binding
Source: RefSeq, a predicted model, not a curated record